AUGCUGACACCAACGUUUGACCCAAAAAUUAUAAAUCAACGACUGGAUGCAGUUGAAUUCCUGUCAAAGCCAUCGAGUGUCUAUCUGGUUGAGGCAUUAAGAAAGUAUUUGAAGCAAAUGAGUAACAUACCACGAAUAUUCUGCCGAAUGCAACAAUCGUCGGCCUUGCCAAAGGACUGGAAGAGGCUCAUGCAAUCUAUCAUCUCUCUGAAGGAAUUGAUACAUAUAUGCGCAAAAUUCAGUUCGCAGCUCUAUCUGAUACGUGAACUUGUAGAGGAAAAUGUCGACCACGGUAUUCUGACAAACAUUCGGCUUUGGAUGGAAAGUAUUAUUGAUUUUGAGUUGACAUCCAAGCAGCAACGAUUUUCCACCAACAAUGGAUUGGACCCACAACUGGACGAAUCCUUUCUUCUCUCCACCCCCUUCCGUUCCUUUCUCUCUAUCAGUUCCAUUCUAUUUUCUCGUACUAUGUCCCCCUCCGUUCCUCCUUCCCUAUCACCACCUCUCCCCCUCCAUCCCCGGCUCUCUCUCUCCCUCCCUCCCCCUUACCUUUCCUCCAUUCGCCCCCAUCUUCCUUCCUUCUCUUUUCCUUUCUCUCCACCCUUCAAUAUCCCACAUUCCCCCCUUUUCCUUCCCUCCUUUUAUCACUUGUCAUCCUGGCCUCGCUUUUCUCCCCUCCCCUCCCCUCGUCUCCUACCACGUACAUCCUUUUUUCCUUCCCUUUCACUCCCCUCUCGUUCCCCUCUUCAUGUUCUGUCCUCCCUCUCUAUCCCACCUCCUCUCCCCUCGCCCCCAUUCCACCUCCAUAUCUCUCACCCAGGUCCACCCAUCAUUCUUUCCCUCCCUCCUCUUCCCUUUCUCUUUUCUUCCAUCACAUCUCUCCCCACCCUCAUUUUGAUUCCCCCCUUUCCAAUCUGUCUCCCUCCGUCCUUCACCUUCAUCCGCCUUCUUUCCCCCUUCCCUUCGCCUCUUCCUUUCGCUUCUUUUCAUUCCCAUUCGCCUUCCCCCCCCCUUCCCGUAUCUCCCUUCCCUUCCUAUUUCUUACUCCUUCCCCGCUCCUCUCUCCUCACACCCUUUCUCUUCUUCUAUUCCCUUCUCACUUCCAUCUCUAUGUCAUUCUCGUUUCGUUCUUAUCCCUUCCCAUCCUUUCCCCCUUUCUUCAUCCACUCCUCAUCUUCUUUCCCUCUCCCUGCCUCUUCCCCUCCCUAUUCCUCUCCUUCCCGCCACGUUCCCCCCCCCUUCUCUCUUCCUCCCUUCUCAUACCUCCUUCCUUAUCGUUCCUUCUCCACUCCUCGUUCUUCCCCCCUAUCGUUAAUUCCCUCCCAUAUUUCCUCUCUCAAUAUACCUUCCCUCUGGUUCGCUUUUCUUUGCCCUCUUCUCUUAUACCUCAUUCCCCUCCCCUCUCCCUCCCCCCUCAAUCCUCCGCCUUUUUUCACCCUCGUCCCUCCUCCUUUCCUUUGCCCAUUUUUCCGCUCCAUUCUCUUCUUCCCUCUCUUCUUUCUUUAUCCCACUUCUUUGGCUCACUCUCCAUCCCUCCCUCUCUUCCCUUCUUCCUCUACUCCCUCUCCCCUUUCCCUUUUCUUCACUCCCCUCUAUUCAUCUCUCCACCUUUCCCAUCUCGCAAUACCCUUUCCUCUGCGUCUUCCCAUACGUGUUCUUCCCACUCCUCUCCCUCUGUUCUGUUUUCUUUUCUCUCUUUCGAGGUGUGUGAUGGGGGGGGGGGGGGGGGGGGGGGACAUGGGGUGUUUUACAACACCGACAUAG
This is a messenger RNA of Dicrocoelium dendriticum, 1764 nucleotides long. Lineage: Eukaryota; Metazoa; Platyhelminthes; Trematoda; Plagiorchiida; Dicrocoeliidae. The record is from the annotation of a GenBank genome assembly.